AAAAAUAUGAAUCUAGAAAUGAUCUGCAAUUUGAAUGGAGGGAGUAGCAAGCAGCAGUUUCCCGUCCCCAUUGAAGAAGAAAGCAGCAAAGAAGUACUACACAGUAGAAAGCAAAUUUAAUUAGUUGGACAGAAAUUUAGUUGAUGGAUGGAUGAUCCAAAGGGUAGGGGUAUCAAUAAUACAGGGGGUAGAUGCGAAACGGAGUAAAGCGGGUGAAUGUUCCGUAUGGAUUCCACUAGCCUUUUGUGGUUGGAAUGCCUCUGUGCUUCGUCCUUUUUCUUUUAUCUUUGUCUUGUGGCGUGCAUCCCAUGCAUAUUAUCCCCAGCUGCUUUCCUUUCCUUUUUGAAAGCAAGAUUCGAUCUCUUUCCGUAUGUGUUAAUUGUUAGCUUCUAACAAUGUAAUCUUUCUUGAUUAUCGAACUAUCCAUCAUCAUCAUGACUGAUAUAUACACACAUCCAUCUCAGUAUCUCACUGCCUGCUAGUGCCAGUUCAUUUAGCUGCCUUGGUUCACUCAUCUGCAGCAUAACUGCAAUAUAGCAAAGGGAAUCCAUGUCCCUGAUCACGGAUGAUCCUGAGCACUCCCCCAGGGACUGCUCCAGGUUCAGGUCAUCCUCGCCCGGGAAGCACCGCCAUCGACGACGACGGGCGGCGCUCAUCGCCGUGUCGUCGACCGUCGCAUCCCUUGUGUCGCUGGCCCUGAUCCUGUGGCUCACCCUCCGGCCUUCGGGGCCACGCUUUUCCCUGCUCGCCGCCACGGCCACGGUAGCCGGCAACGCCACCACGGUGGUCGUGGUGGUGGACGCCGCCCUGAGCGCCCACAACCCCAACGCCCACGCCACCGCCCUCUACGACCAGCUGCAGGCGAGUGCGUCCUACGGCGGCGUGGCCCUCGGCGCCGGCGCGCCGCUGCCGCCGCUGGAGCAGCCGGACCAGGGCGACGCGGUGCUGUCGGCCCUGCUCACGUCUGGAGCUGGAGGUCGCCUGCCUGGCGGUGGCGGUGGUCGGGCGCUGCUGAGGAUGCGCGUCGAGGGGCGGCUCCGCUGGAAGGUGGCGGCCUGGGUGUCCGCCAGGCAUGGGCUCACCGUCGACUGCGUCGCCGCCGUGGUGCCGUCGUCCGCAGGUCAGCUGCAGCAGCAGGGGUCGUCAUCAUCACCCUCGUCCCAGUGCGCCACCCACGUCCUAUGAUACGCUGAUCGAGUAACUUAAUUGUCUUUAUUAUUAUAGUGGACGUACAUCACAUCAUUAUUAUUACCAAUAGUACUCUCUUCCUUCCAAAUUGUAGGUGUCCAAUUUUUUUGUCGUUUUAA
This is a messenger RNA of Setaria italica (foxtail millet), 1307 nucleotides long. RefSeq lists its product as uncharacterized. Gene Ontology annotation, biological process: defense response to other organism. NCBI's taxonomy places the organism in Eukaryota, Viridiplantae, Streptophyta, Magnoliopsida, Poales, Poaceae. Bases 550 to 1185 code for a protein of 211 amino acids. The record is from RefSeq and is a predicted model, not a curated record. The transcript has a single exon.